Molecule: messenger RNA, 3368 nt
Organism: Cottoperca gobio
Lineage: Eukaryota; Metazoa; Chordata; Actinopteri; Perciformes; Bovichtidae
Gene: sec63
Product: SEC63 homolog, protein translocation regulator
Exons: 20
Coding region: 167-2521 (784 amino acids)
Biological process (GO): SRP-dependent cotranslational protein targeting to membrane; post-translational protein targeting to endoplasmic reticulum membrane
Cellular component (GO): Sec62/Sec63 complex
Molecular function (GO): transmembrane protein transporter activity; RNA binding
Source: RefSeq, a predicted model, not a curated record
AAGAAAGGCCACAUUGCGCAGGCGUACACCACGUAUACCGAUGAUCAGAGCUGUCUUGGCUGAAUGCUAGCUGGCUAGCUAACGGUCUGUCAAGUCGCACACAUUGGGCUAGAAGGGGGAGAAGCGCAGCGGUGGAGAAGAAGGGCGACCCAAGCGCCGCUACGAAAUGGCCGGGCAACAGUUUCAGUACGAUGACAGCGGCAACACAUUUUUUUAUUUCCUAACGUCCUUCGUCGGACUUAUUGUGAUCCCAGCCACAUAUUACCUCUGGCCCCGGGAUCAGAAUGCUGAACAACUGCGUCUGAAGAGCCUGAGGAGGGUACAUGGCAGGUGUCUGUGGUACCGGCUCAGGCUGAUGAAGUCACAGCAGAGCAUUGUCCCAACACUCAAGAAAGCAGCCUUGUUAUUAGGCUGGGCUGUGUUCCUGCUGCUAGCCUACAAGGUGUCCAAACUGGACAGAGAGUACCAGGAGUAUAAUCCAUACGAAGUCCUCAACUUGGACCCGGGUGCAUCGCUGUCAGAAAUCAAGAAGCAAUACCGUGUGCUGUCACUCAAGUACCAUCCUGACAAAGGUGGUGAUGAGGCAACGUUCAUGAGAAUUGCCAAAGCCUAUGCUGCUCUGACCAACGAACAGUCGCGACAGAACUGGGAAACGUACGGUAACCCAGAUGGUCCGGGAGCAACCAGCUUUGGUAUCGCCUUGCCUGCCUGGAUUGUUGACCAGAAGAACUCAAUGCUGGUGCUGCUGGUAUAUGGACUAGCCUUCAUGGUCAUCCUUCCUGUUGUUGUGGGCACAUGGUGGUACCGCUCCAUCCGAUACAGCGGAGACCAGAUCCUCAUCAACACCACCCAGCUCUUCAUGCAUUUCAUGUACAAGACGCCCAACAUGAACAUGAAGCGGUUAGCCAUGGUGUUGACGGCAGCAUUUGAGUUUGACCCUCGCAGCAAUAAAGAUGCCACCAUACGGCCAACAGACAACAUCGAAGUGCCACAGUUGAUCCGUGAGUUGGGAAACAUCAACGUAAAGAAGAAGGAGCCUCCAUUCUGCUAUCCUUACAGUUUGAAGGCCAGGGUCUUAGUGCUUGCUCACCUGGCACGCAUGGACGUAUCGGAGGAGUUGGAGGAAGAUCAGAGGUUUGUGGUGAGGAAGAGUCCAGCUCUCCUCCAGGAGAUGAUUAACGUGGGCUGCCAGCUUACAAUGAUGGCCAACAGCAGAGGAGGUUUCCAUGCUCCUCGACUGGUAACCAUAGAGAACUGUAUGAAGCUGACCCAAAUGAUAGUGCAGGGUCUGCAGGAGUCAAAGUCUCCACUGUUGCAGCUGCCCCACUUUGAGGAGGAGCACCUCCGCUACUGCAUCUCUAAGAAGUAUAAAGUUCGGAGCCUCCAGGACCUGGUGAGCCUCAAGGACUCCGACAGACGCAGCAUGCUGCGCUUCUUGGGGGAGGAGAAGUACGAUGAGGUCUUGGCUGUGCUGGGCAGCUUCCCUCACAUCGCCAUGGACACCAAACUGCAGGUCCUUGAUGAUGAAGACAGCCAUAAUAUCACAGCAGGCUCCAUUGUCACAGUCACUGUCACCCUAACCAGAAAACGAAUGGCGGAAGUGUUUGAAAAGGAGCAGGACUCAUCGCCGUGUCUAACAGAGGAGGCUGCCACUACAGAGGAAGCAGCAGACUCAAGUAAAACCAAAACAAAAGUGUGGCAGAACAAGAAUAAAGGGGCUAAGAAGACAACCAAGUCCAAGAAGAAAAAGUUAACCAAGAAGAAGGCCACUCCUGCACCUGCGAAAACCAAGCAGGCCAAUGGCAACGUGACAGGAAAUGAAGUCACAGCAGCAGCAGCAGCAGCAGCAGCAGCAGCAACAGCAACAGCAACAGCAGCAGCAGCAACAACAACAGCAGCUGCAGCAGCAGCAGCAACAACAACAACAGUAGUGAAGGAGGAAGAUGACGAGGUCUCAGAUAAGGGCAGCGAGUCGGAUGAAGGCGAAGCCAACAAGGACUCUCCCAGCGAGAGAGACGAAGACAGCGACAAACAAAGCGACACAGAGGUGGACGAGAUGGCUGGCGACGACGAAGAGGAGUGGGAGGCGUUGCAGCAAAGCAUCCAGCGGCGAGAGCGGGCCCUGCUGGAGACAAAGUCAAAGGUGACUCACCCCGUCUACAGCAUCUACUUUCCCGAGGAGAAGCAUGAGUGGUGGUGGCUGUACAUCGCCGACCGCCGAGAUCAGACCCUCGUCUCCAUGCCCUACCACGUCUGCACGCUAAAAGACACAGAAGAGGUGGAGCUGAAGUUUCCAGCCCCCUCCAAAACGGGCAACUACCAAUAUUCUAUCAUCCUUCGCUCUGAUUCCUACCUGGGACUGGACCAGAUCAAACCACUCAAGCUGGAGGUCCACGAGGCCAAGGCCAUGCUGGACAACCACCCACAGUGGGACAUCCCCGACACAGAGGAGGAGGACGAGGAGCAGGAGGACAGCGACGGCAUCGAGGAGAGUGAAGACGACGACGAGGACAACGACUGAAUGUGUUUACACACACACAAUGCCCCCCCCCCUCUCUCUCUCUGGGGGCCACCCAGAACUCUAGAGCAGCCACACACAUACACACACACACACACGCACUCACACACCAAACACACACAGAAUCACCGGGGACAGUUUAUACACACAGAUCCCUCCUUCUUCUCCUCCAUUUUAUCUUUACAUGGACUGUGACCCCCCCCCCCCCCCCCCCUCCGUUUCCCCUUUUCUACAGAGACUUGUUCAUUCAGUUUCCGUUGCUGGCGGAAGAGAAUUCUGUGAAUACUUACCCAGACCCGUGUGUGAGUGGGUGUGCACGUGUGAGUGGAUGGUGUGUGUUUGUAACCUUGUAUGUGUUUGUACAGGUAUGAAAGAGUGACACACUGUGGACUGGAGGACCUAUUAUCUGGGCUCUUUUCUGGAGGGCGAGAGGGGGAUGUGUAACAGCUAAUUCAGUUUGCAAAAUUAACAAAAACACAUGACCUCCGAAUGGAAAUCAUGGCAUCGCUCUCGCUCCUAAUUUUUAAAAUCACUCUGCACCGAUGUUUUCCACACCAAUGAUACUUUCUAUUGUACACUUAAAAACUGCAGAAGUAUGAGCUUUAGCUUCGUCGGGAUCACAUCCAAGUCAACCAUCGGGAUGUUUGCUCCUUUCAGCGCAUGGGGGCACGGUUGAGUCUCGUCAGGGUUUUUAUUUUUCAUCGCUGUCAAACCAGCCAGUCACUUAUAUCAGUGUUUCCCCUACCAUUGUCUUGGCAGCGCCCUGCCAACGGAGCCCAGCCUGAAAUUCAAGGUGAAUUUCUUUUUUUCUCGAAUUUCAAAAGAAAUAAUAUUUUUUUUAUUCACAACU